Messenger RNA from Equus quagga, 599 nucleotides. RefSeq names its product histone H2B type 2-E. Lineage: Eukaryota; Metazoa; Chordata; Mammalia; Perissodactyla; Equidae. The record is from RefSeq and is a predicted model, not a curated record. Gene Ontology annotation, molecular function: DNA binding; structural constituent of chromatin; protein heterodimerization activity. Bases 154 to 534 code for a protein of 126 amino acids. The transcript has a single exon. Gene Ontology annotation, cellular component: nucleosome.
AGGCGCGCCACUGAAAACUCGCGAAUCACAACGCAGCGUAAUCAGAACCUUAAUUUGCGUACAGCCUCUAUAAGUACCGAGUCGCUUCCGGCAGCCUCGGACCCGCUGUUGGGUUUGCUCGCCCGCUCGUGUCUGGCGCUCGUGCUUCCCGCUAUGCCUGAGCCGGCCAAGUCCGCGCCCGCGCCCAAAAAGGGCUCGAAGAAAGCGGUCACCAAAGCCCAGAAGAAAGACGGCAAGAAGCGCAAGCGCAGCCGCAAGGAGAGCUAUUCCAUCUACGUGUACAAGGUGCUGAAGCAGGUGCACCCGGACACCGGCAUCUCGUCCAAGGCCAUGGGCAUCAUGAACUCCUUCGUCAACGACAUCUUCGAGCGCAUCGCCGGCGAGGCGUCCCGCCUGGCGCAUUACAACAAGCGCUCGACCAUCACGUCCCGGGAGAUCCAGACGGCCGUGCGCCUGCUGCUGCCCGGCGAGCUGGCCAAGCACGCCGUGUCCGAGGGCACCAAGGCCGUCACCAAGUACACCAGCUCCAAGUGAGUCCCUGCCGGGACGCGGCGCUCGCGCGGCUCGCCGCCCGCUUGACUCCAAAGGCUCUUUUCAGA